Molecule: messenger RNA, 8690 nt
Organism: Salmo salar (Atlantic salmon)
Lineage: Eukaryota; Metazoa; Chordata; Actinopteri; Salmoniformes; Salmonidae
Product: rapamycin-insensitive companion of mTOR
Biological process (GO): positive regulation of phosphatidylinositol 3-kinase/protein kinase B signal transduction; TORC2 signaling
Cellular component (GO): TORC2 complex
Molecular function (GO): protein serine/threonine kinase activator activity
Source: RefSeq, a predicted model, not a curated record
UAAGAGAAAUGCCAUGGCGGCCGCGGUGCAAUUUAGCCAUAGCCCAAAAACUCGCAAUCCACGACAUAUACAUUUUCAUCCGCGACAUCGUUUUCAAAGUAGCCCAAUUGUGUGAAAACCGCGAACAUAGCAACACUGCUCCCAAGUCCCAACUUUGGCAGACAAGUUUCAUACUCUCGCGGAAGCUUGACAUCACUGACAUUAAACUGGAUCCCUUCUAGUGGUGACCCCUCACACUGUGAAAGCAGGGACGUACUCGUGAAAUUCUCCAAAUGUAUACUUGGUUCUUAAGCUUUAGGUAGGAGACACAUUUCCAGCUACCAAGAGAUCUGAGCGAAUUAUGGGCCUGACAGAAACUAAAGCAAAUAUUGCCGAAUGUCGGUUGUCAUAAUUGGCACUGUCCUCAAAUCAUGAAAAUGUUGAAUUUACAAUGAUUUGCAAGGGGCAGCACAUAGAUGGUACAGAAAUAGCUUUUAUUUCAGUAUGCAUUAAAUACUGCAGCCCCAUAUACUGUGGUUGGGCUAGAUAAGAGGCAAUGAGUGUGGAAUUUCUCGCGAUAAUCCUUGUUAAUUCCGGUCCGGUCGGUGUUGAAUGAUUCUGUAAAGAUGGCGGUCAGCAUCCGAGGCCGUCCGAGUCGAAGCAUUCGGAUGCGAGGUCGGAAUGACAGUGGGGAGGAAAAUGUACCACUCGAUCUCUCCAGAGAUCCUUCAGACAACCUUCGGGAAAUCCUUCAGAAUGUUGCCAAGCAACAAGGAGUCUCCAACAUGCGCAAACUCGGUCACCUGAACAACUUUAUAAAGCUUCUCUGCAAUGCAGGCCACUCAGAGGAGAAGCUUGGGUUCACACAUGAAGAGAUCGUCAUUUGGUGAUUCUUUCGAGAAAUGAAUCUUCAGUAGUGCUACAUAUACAUCUCCGGUUAGCACUGUUAAAUGAGGCUAAGGAGGUGCGAGCUGCAGGGCUGAGGGCUCUACGCUACCUGAUCAGAGACAGCGCUAUUCUCCAGAAGGUCCUCCGUCUUCAGGUGGACUACCUGAUCGCCAGGUGCAUAGACAUCCAGCAAAGCAAUGAGGUGGAAAGGACACAGGCUCUCAGGCUGGUGCGAAAGAUGAUCACAGUGAAUGCACUGCUCUUCCCCUCGUCUGUCACCAACUCCCUUAUUGCCGUGGGCAAAGAUGGGCUACAGGAGCGAGACCGCAUGGUGCGCGUCUGUAUCGCCAUCAUCUGUGAACUUGCUGUGAAGAACCCUGUGGUGGUGGCUCAGAGGAGUGGUCUCAGCACCAUUCUGAAGAACGUGAUCGACUGUCAGCUGAGCCGCAUCAACGAGGCACUCAUCACUACCAUCCUACACCUCCUCAACCACCCACACACACGCCAGUAUGUGCGCUCAGAUGUGGAGCUCGAGCAAAUCCUGGCCCCGUACACGGACUUUCACUACAGACACAAUGCAGACACAUCAGAGGGGCAACUCAAGGAAGACAGGGAAGCUCGAUUCCUGGCCAGUAAGAUGUCCAUAGUUGCAUCCUUUCGCUCCUGGUCAGGCAUCAUUAACCUGUGCAAGUCAGGCAACUCUGGAAUCCAGUCUCUUAUUGGCUUGCUAUGUAUACCAAAUGUGGAAGUAAGGAAAGGCUUGUUAGAGGUGAUGUAUGAAAUAUUCCGGCUCCCCAUGCCUGUCGCGACCGCAGACUUUAUUGAAGCACUUGUCAGUGUGGACCCCAGUAGGUUCCAAGACAGUUGGAGGUUAUCAGACGGCUUUGUGGCUUCUGAAGCAAAAUGUAUCCUUCCACAUCGAGCUCGGUCAAGGCCUGACCUAAUGGAUAACUACCUGGCGUUGGUACUGUCUGCCUUCAUCAAGAGUGGACUUCUUGAGGGUCUGAUUGAGGUUAUCACAAGCACCGACGACAACAACUCUGUGCGAGCCACCAUUCUACUGGGAGAACUACUUCACAUGGCCAACACCAUCCUCCCACACUCCCACAGCCACCACCUGCACUGUCUGCCCACACUCAUCCACAAGGCUGCCUCUUUCGACAUCGCCCAGGAGAAGAGACUACGGGCGAGUGCAGCAGUCAACUACCUGAAGCGCUUCCACGAGAAGAAGAAGAAAGGACCCAAACCCAACAGCCUGUACCUGGACCACAUCAUCCGCAAAUCAAAGUCUUCACACUACUGUAGAGACCAGCACUUUAGACCACAGAGAGAUAUCUUUGUCAUUAAGGACACUGAGGAUGCUCUCAUGAUGAACCUGAGAGACAGCCACAUCCUGAACCACAAAGAGAACCUGGACUGGAACUGGGUUCUCAUCGCAACAAUACUGAAGUGGCCCAACGUUAACCUGCGGAGCAAUAAAGAUGAACAAAUACACAAGUUUGUGCGCAGGCUGCUGUUCUUCUAUAAGCCCAGCAGUAAGCUGUAUGCCAGCCUGGAGCUGGACCACAGCAAAGCCAGGCAGCUCACUGUGGUGGGAUGCCAGUUCAUUGAGUUCCUCCUGGAGUCUGACGAGGAUGGGCAGGUGUACCUGGAGGACCUGGUGAAGGACAUAGUCCAGUGGCUCUCAUCAUCUUCGGGGCUCAAGCCCGACCGCAGUCUCCAGAGCAACGGGCUGCUCACCACCCUCAGCCAGCACUACUUCCUGUUCCUGGGCACUCUUUCCUCACACCCGCACGGCGUCAAGAUGCUGGAGAAGUGCGGUGUCUUCCAGUGCCUGUUGAGCAUCUGUACACUGAAGAAUCAGGACCACCCCCUGAAGCUCACUGUGUCCACACUGGACUACAGCCGUGAUGGGCUGUCCAGGGUCAUCCUGUCCAAGAUCCUCACCGCUGCCACUGACAACUGCAGGUUGUAUGCCACUAAACACCUGCGGGUGCUGCUGCGCGCCAACGUGGAGUUCUUCAGUAAUUGGGGCAUCGAGCUCCUGGUCACCCAGCUCCACGACCGCAACAAGAGUAUCUCCAUGGAGGCGCUGGACAUACUGGAUGAGGCCUGCGAGGACAAGGCAAACCUCCAUGCUCUGAUCCAGAUGAAGCCAGCUCUCACACACCUGGGGGACAAGGGGGUCCUGCUGCUGCUACGGUUCUUGUCCAUUCCAAAGGGCUUCUCCUACCUCAAUGAGAGGGGCUACGUCACCAAGCAGCUAGAGAAAUGGCAGAAGGAGUAUAACCUGAAAUAUGUGGACAUGAUCGAGGAGCAGCUGAACGAGGCUCUCACCACGUACCGUAAACCUGUCGACGGAGACAACUAUGUACGUCGAAGCAACCAAAGGUUACAGAGGCCAAAUGUUUAUCUUCCUGUGCAUCUGUAUGGCCAGCUUGUCCAUGACAAGACAGGCUGCCAUCUACUGGAAGUCCAGAAUGUGGUUCCUGACCUAAGCUACACUGUUCGCUCCCCGAUGCUGGACAAGUGGGAGGGCAUUAAACAGCUUAAGGCAGCACUUUGGGCCUUGGGUAACAUAGGUUCGUCAAACUGGGGGUUGAACCUCCUGCAAGAGGAAGGGGUGAUCCCUGACAUAGUGGUUCUGGCUCUGCACUGUGAGGUUCUCUCCGUCAGAGGGACCUGUCUGUACGUGUUGGGGCUGAUCUCGAAGACGCGUCAGGGCUGUGACAUGCUGAAGCAGCACGGCUGGGACGCUGUGAGACACAGCCGCCGGACGUUGUGGCCCGUUGUCCCUGAUGACAUGGAGCCCCACCCCAACCCCCCCAGCCUGCUGUCCUCUGUCCCCUCCAGCCUCAGCCUCGCCUCUGACUCCACCAGCUCCAUGCACAACAGUGAGAGUGACUCCACACAGCCCAGUAUGUACAUCAUGGACGAUGAGAGGCUGGAGAACUGUGACCUGUCGGACGAUCCUCCUAUGUACAUGAGACCCAAGUACAAAGACCGCAGCCCCUUCACCCUCCUGGCCUCCAGCCGCUUCCGCAACCGCCUCCUCCACUCCCUGUCGCUGUCUGGGAAGAAGCUCCGCAGCAACAGCGACCCCAAGGGCAUUCCCAGGGGCCGCAGAGGAGGGGUGGAGGGGCAACAGGGGCGCAAACGCACCGUCACCGAGCCCAGCUACACCUUUGGAUCUUCAGACGUCUUCCCAAUCUAUAAUGACAGCCACCUGCCCAAAAGCCCCUCUGUCAACCUAGAAACUUCCUUUGUGGGCAGCAAGGCAUCUGAGAACCGGGGCAGCACCCCCAGCAUUGGGGAGGGGAGGUUGCCAGGCCGGUCAGUGGCGGUAGGAGGGUCAGGGGUGGGUGAGAACCAGAGAGAGCAGGCUAGCCGGGAGCGCCUAGUCGGGUAUGGCGGGGGGGCUCAGUUUAAAUCGCGCAGUCAGAGCUUCAACACGGACACGACCACCAGCGGCAUCAGCUCUAUGAGCUCCAGCCCCUCCAGGGAGACCCUGCCCUCCACCAUCGACACGGACGGUGUCAGCCUCAACAGUGUGAUCAGCGCCCAGACCAUCCAGACCCUGACCUCCCUCACCCCCCAGCCCCACACCGCCCAGCCCCACACCGCCCACCUCUCCUCCCUGUCCAAAUCCAGUUCUGCCUCCCUUGUGCCCCCUGGCUCCUCCCACACCCUUCCCCGCCGCGCCCAGUCCCUCAAGUCGCCCUCGUUGACCACCCUGAGCGGCCUAACGGACUGCAGCCUCAUGUACUCCAACUCCCGGGACGCGCUGGGCUACGCCACGCUGAAGUACGCAAGUUGUCGUGACACGUACGCCAGUCAGCGUGACGCGCUGGGCUACGCUACGCUGAAGAGGCUGCAGCAGCAGAGGAUCCACUCGUCCCUGUCCCACAGCGAGGCUCUGGCUUCCCCAGUCAAAGACAUGCUCUUCACCGAUACCAUCAACAUGAAGACUGGCAGCCUGGACUCCAGACUCACCCCAAGGAGGUUCCUGAAGGCUCUGAGUUUUGCCUCUCUGGAUAAGGAGGAUCUGCUGAGCCCCAUCAGCCAGACAACUCUACAGCGGUCCUCCUCAGUGAGAUCCAUGGUGUCCAGUGCCACCUAUGGCAGCUCUGAUGACUUCAUCGGCCUGGCACUGCCUGUGGACAUCAACAACAUGUUCCAGAUAAAAGAAACACCGUAUUUCCAGAAGAGAACCAGCCCGCCCUCUGAGGACAGAUCUGCCAAAUUCUUCUCUGGAGACUCAGAUGGUCCCAGCCCUCACUCCCGGCAUGCUGUGCUCCGCUCCCAGCUGAGCAUCACAGAGCUGAUGGGGGUGAGCCGUGCAGAGCAGCAGCAGCUACUGGGCUCAGAGGAGACUGGUCUACAGGAACACAACGACGAUAACUGCCUCUACUGCACUGGGCUGACUGUGCUUGGCUUCAGCGCAUCCGACAGCCACCCAGACUUGACGGAAGACCACCCUUUCUCGGAGUGGUGCAGUCCACCUGUGCAGAAUCACUUGGAGGUCAUGGCCCAAACCAAACUGUCAGGGGUGUCUGGGUGCAAUGAUGCUAUGUCCCAGGACUCCCCAGGAAGCACCCGCAGCACUGAACUGGUUUUGGGAGUGAAGUCCAUCCCAGAGGAUGCUCCGGCCGGCAGGGUUCUCCUCAGGAAGGAGGUCCUGCGUCUGGUGGUCAACCUCAGCUCCUCUGUGGGGACCAAAGGCCACGAGACUAACCUGCUAACGAUCAAGGAGAAGUUCCCCUAUGCAUUCGAUGACAUUUGUCUCUACUCUGAGGUGUCCUACCUGCUGGCCCACUGCAUGUUCCGUCUGUCGGCACGCCGCUUCAUCCAGGAGCUCUUCCAGGACGUGCCAUUUAUCCCGAUGUACGAAGAGGCAGAGAGCAUCCUCUCCAUGCCGCCAAAGAACGGACCGACCGACCCUCCUGCUGAGCCUUGAGUCAUCCUCUGUCUUCCCUCUCGCAGCCAGUCAAACCCUGAGUCACACACAGACACACAGACACACAAAACACACCCCCCCCCCAGUCAAAACCUGAGUCACCACUACUGAUCUACCAGUCACACCCCCGCCCAGUCAAACAGUCACCAACACUGCUCUUCCAGUCACACACCACCCCCCACCCCCCUGAACUUCGUAUCCCUUAACUUUCAGUCAAACCCCACCCCUGACUUGAGUCAACACUAACCACUGAACCACCCCCACAUCCUCCCUUAAUUCUCCAUACCAGAGUGCACUGUAUGUCCUCCUAGGAUUUGGACACAAAUGGAGAGAAGAGAAAAUGGAGAGAAGAAAUAUGCUCUUCCUAUUGACUUUAAGAUCUGAUGGAUGGAUAACCCAGGAUGAACAAACAUACAUGUUUUAUCUGACCAAAUGAUAACAGAUGAGCAUUUUAUUUUAUUUGUAUUUUUUUUUUUUUAAGCUCAUAUUUCGAAAUUCAUCACCAACUGAACUUGGAUCACAAUCACAUCCAAAAUGGCAUAAUACAAAAAUGUAAAACGGUCCAUCAUUUCUGAGGGCUUCCUCAGUUUUUCUAAGUAUAUGACUGCAGCCCAACCACUUAUAUGAAAUAACUUAGCGUGUUGUUUUUAGCUCAGCUUCUCCCAAAGUGGAUCCACUGACUUUGACUAAAACACUGAAGAGGACGGGUUCCUCUGCAUAACACUAAAACCUCUCCGCAUCUGGAGAGAGGACCGUGACGUUGUGAAUAUCCAUAUGUCUAUUCAUUGUACCUGAACCAAGAACAGUGAAGGAGAUUAGUGCUGAAAAGGCUUUUGGUAUUGCUCUAUUCAAUGACUGCAGAUAGAGGUAGGCUAGAUGAUCAGUCACUGGUCAGUCACAGCAUUCAUGCCAAGAACUGAACAACUACAUGUAGGAGUGAAAUCUACCAAAUGAUUGCCAUUGAACAUCGGUCUGUGUGUUUCAGCACAGAGGAGUUAUUUACGGUCAGUUAUUGAACUGAUGUUUGAAACCAAGGCUGCAUGCAUUAUUGUUUGUUACCCAGCUAUUUAAACCCUAAAGUAAAAGCACAGGGUUAGGACAUUAGAUUUGGUGCUCGUCAAGGUGAAAGAAGACACGUAGGUGACUGUACGGUAGUGUUUAUGUAGUCAUGUUAGCACAUGCUUGACUGCUCCUUUUUCUGCCGUGAAAUUCCCCAGAACAUGGUCCAUGAAAACGGUCACUACUUGAUGGCCAAGGAGAAUUGCUGCUUCAGUAUUGGGCAGAAGUCAUUUGCCAUUCCAGUCAGUUGCCAUUCCUUGGGAGAUGCUGUCUGCUUGUCCUCAUUCCGGUAAAACUGGAGAAUAAUGAAACUGGAGCAAACAUCUUUAAGUGGAGAGCAGGGCCUGCCGGAACAUGUGCAAUAAGAAAGAACACUGAUUUCAUUUGAAAACUCUGCCAAUGACAGCCACAUCUGUUAUCCAGGAAUCUAUCUACCUUUGUGAAUUGAUGAGGGUUUAAAACAUUUCAAUAUGGGAUUGUACUGGUGUUUUUUGCUAUGCAAGAUGAGUAAUGGGGUUUAAUGUUGUACUAUUUCAGCUUUUGUUAAAGUUUUGUUUAGGCAGCUGAAAUGACAUUGCCUUGUUUUUUGGAAUGCUCUGACAUGAGACAUGACUUUUUUUACUUCUAAUAUAAAUGAAAAGUAAAUCAUACUGGCCCUAAUUAUAGCUUAAUUAAUUGAUAAAUAUGUUGUGAAAAUGAUAAGCAACCAAUGUGAAGGCCACAAUCUACCUAUGCCUGUUGUAGAGAGAAGAGCCUGUCAAAAGCACCUGCUUGGUUUUAGAGUGCUGAGGUGGAGCUUGGGUGGUUUGGGUUAGCUGUUAGCUGUUGUGUUGUUUAGUAACUAUUUUAAAGAAAUGGUGGUUACCAUUGUGUUCGUUUCCAACCUGCCUUGAACAUUCACUUUGACUGACGAUGCUACUUCUACUGCUGCACUGUUUGUACUGACUCAUUCAACAACAUGCACUUAUAAUUGACUCAAUGGAAAUGUUUAGUCCUACUGUUUAUAAUGGUCUUGGUUAGUUAAGUGAUGAAGUGGUUAGAGAAAUGGACUGGUGAAAAGAGGAUUGGGGUGCAGUUCAAUUGCACUGAGCAAUCAAUAUUCCUCUGUAUAAAUGCACUGUGUUGAAAACAUAAGUCCUCUGCAAGUGGAGAAUUCUAUAGUUGCAGUCCAAUGUGCAUGUUUGAUCACUACUCUAAAUUAAAAAGAAAUGGGGACAUUUUAAUUUAGCAGAUUCCUCUAUUCCAUCGUAGAUCUUACUUUUGCAUUCAUUCUAAGCUCACCUUUUCAACUAAAUGCAAAUUCUAAAUAGAUAGAAUGUUACAUUUCAUAGAAGGUUUUAACAUUAAACAGAUGUUUCAGAUAGAUAUUGAAUAAGGUCAAUUAUUUGGGAACAUAGUUGUACAAGUUCUGUUAUGGACCAAAAAGCCAAACUGACUUAACUAGUUGGAAUUGUUCUCUAGCAAUUGGAACAGGAAGUAAUAAGUUCAAUAUUUAACUGCUGUGUGCAUUGAGACAUUUGAAAAAAUGUGCCCCUUAUUCUUAAUGUGUUGUAAGUUGACUUUUUCUGAGCCUCUCUAAAGCACUGUAUGGAGAUCUGAAAACAAAUCCUUUUAUAUACCUGUACCGUUUAGGAACAAAGAGACAAAGAUACGUCUUUCCUUAAGAGAAAACAUUUAACACUUAAGAAGCUGUAUGACUUUUUUUGCCCAAUUUGUGGUUUCUAUGUUUUUGGCAUUAUAUGGGCCAUUAGAAUAAAUCUUAAUAAAGGGAUGCAUAUUGAUAAUAAAAACAGACAUCAACUGCUCA